AUGGCGAGUUUUUUUGGCAAAAAAGGCCCGUCGUCGGCUGAGGUAAAGAGGGAGGCUGAUAUUAAGAAGAACAUAACAACAGAAUUCUCUAGAGCAUUGAAAACUCUGCAGAGGGAACACAUCAAUUCCUCUGACCCCAUAUUCAGUGAUGACCUUGCCAAUAGUGUGUGUAAUGUUUUAGAGGCAGUGUUUCUCCAUGGGUUGAAAGGAUCGACUGUUAAAAAGAUAACCAGUUAUUUAGUGGGAUGGAGUACAGAUGCAGAGCUAGUGAAUUUCUGGCAGCUAGCCAAGAAGUUUACGCACAGUGAUGUUGUAUCCCAGCUGAAUCAUCUAGGACAAAUUAGCAGUGAGGUGGGCAUGUGUCGAGCCUGGGUUCGUGUAGCACUGAACGAGUGUCUGAUGGAGAGUUACGUGGAUGCCAUGAUAGCUGACACAAGCACCCUCGUCAAUUACUACAAAAGAACCGCAUAUUUACGAGAUCCAGAAGAACCUGACAUUCUGAAAUCCUAUCUACAAGGUCUCUCUGAGUUCCAGUUCCAGCUGUCCUAUAACUCCAGCGUACUGAACCUGUGGACAACAGCUCCCCUUAUUCUGUCAGGCCUGUGGGAAGCUCAGUCUACACCUAACGCCAUCAUUUCCACACCCAAUGCUGGAGAGGCUUUAUCACAAUCUUCUCUCUACGAGGAUGCUUUGGAUGUUGCCAAGAAUUUGGAGGCUGAGUCAGGUAGUCCUGUGUUAUGCACAAAACCUCCAUCUAGGCCUCGAGCUACCAGCAAUGAGAAGCUGAAGAAAUCCUCAGGUCAUGACUUGGCAAGGAUAUCUGUGCCAGGACCCCCUCCCAACAGCCCCCACGACACUUCAGCCUUUUCUAACAAAGCAGCUGAGGAGCUAAGGAAAAAGUUGACGAUGCAAAGUUCCUCCCCGAAUAACUCUGAAGCCUCGUCGUCAAGUCAUAUCUCCUGCCCCGACCCUAGCAGCGAUGAGAAGAGGUCUAUAGGCAUCCCCGAGGAGAAGGGGACAGACACUAGUAAGACUGAAGGAGACGAAGAGAUGACAGUGAAGGAAGAUGAUGGUCCCCCUGUGGCAGAUCUACCAUUGUCCUCUCCCCCAGGGAGCCUGGCCACAGAGCGCCGCAAGUCUCUUCCUCUCGAACCAGCGCUGACAAACGCUGUGGCGACUGCUGUUGAAACAGUUCCACAAACAGUUCCAAGACCUCUGACAUUACGAGGUGUAGCCAGCAAGCCAGAGCGUGCCAGCUCUGUGAAGAGCGACUUUGAUCCAAUGAAAGCUGAAGAUUUGCUCAGCGCUCGUCGGCAGUCUGAAGAUGUGAGGUCUGAACCCGACUGGGGACAGAACUAUAGGACGCGUGAGUUUGUGGUUGAGCAGUCACACGACUACGCGGAUAGUGGGAGUGUCGGUAACAGUCUGGGGAAAAUGAGCGGCUGGUCGUCCUCGUUUGAUCCAGGGGAACAUCAGCCCACACGCGGCACGUCUGUUGCGGUUCCUAUAGAACAGCGAGAGAGGGGGCAGAGUUAUGGAACUUUGCUCCAAAACUACACUCCCACAAGUGGUGCUGUAUCUUCACCCACUAUGCAGGAAGUUCUGGAGAACCUGGGGGAUUCUGGCCAAGUUUUAUCAGCUCAGCCUUCUAGUCAGCCUUCUAGUCAUACUUUCCAAAAUCAGUCCAGUCAGGAAGGCUCCACAUCCUGCUCAGAGUUUGAGUUGAUCUCCACUCCGUUUGCCUCAGACAUGCUGUACACCAGCUCAAAGAUGUAUGAAUCCCAGAUUGUGAUAUUUGGGGAGAUUUGCAAUGAGAAGGGCUUGGACAUACAGAACUACCAGUGUAAAGGCUGCUCCAGGCCUAUUGGAUUAAUUUAUGGGAACCCGAGAGUGUGCACAUUUGAUGGAGGCUACUACUGUUAUGAAUGUCAUGAAAACGAAGAGUAUUACAUCCCAUCUAGGAUCGUCUUUAACUGGGACUUCAGGAAACACAAAGUGGCAAAGAAAAAUCGUGUGUUUCUUCAGGAGAUGGAAGAACACCCAUUGCUAGAUCUGGAAGCGCUGAACCCUAAGAUUUAUGAUCAUGUCAAUGAGAUGAACGAUGUGAAGCUUCUCCGCCAGCAGCUGUGCUAUGUCAAGUCUUACUUAUUCACCUGUAAACAGUCUGUGGCUGAGGACCUACGGAAGAGCGUAUGGCCUAAGGAAUAUCUAUAUGAUCAUCUUCAUAUUUACUCACUCAGUGACCUUCUCCAAGUGAUGUCUGGUCAGCUCGCUCAGAACUUACGAAAACUUGUCAGAUUUGCCACAAAGCACAUCUACGAGUGUCGAUUGUGCAGCCAGAAGGGAUUUAUCUGUGAGAUAUGUAACAGUCCCCAGGUGAUCUAUGCAUUUGAGACAGACACCACUGAAAGGUGUGAGCGGUGUAAAGCUGUCUACCAUGGGAGUUGUCUGGCACAAGUGAAGAACUGUCCCAAGUGUCAGCGGCGGAUGCUGCGACAUUCCAGUAUGGGAGAGGAGGUAGCCACACCAGAUUCUGAUUAUGCCAUUCAUCCAGAUGACCAGUUAUAGCAUAGAUCAUUCAACUGAUACAUCAGCAGGCAUGGAGUGUCUGUUCUUCACUGUUGCUAUUUCUGAUUUUGUACCUGUUUUGCAAACAAUUAAGAGCUGUGAUUCUCAGUGAUGAGCGGGGUAGUGAGUCUUUUCUGGGCUGGCAAGACCUAAGCAUUUAAAUAGUCAAAUGAAAAUGAUUUGAGUUGUUCAUUGGCACCGUUUGUUCUCAGAUUUGACAGAUGUGAUACUAACUUGUACAUAUGUACGUGCAGUUUACUGCCGAGGUUUACUUCCUCCCAUUUUUAGGUGUAGGAUACAUGUUUCUACCACACUGACUAACGUCUUUGCUGUCCUCAAGUUUGGAGCAAAAAGCACUGAUUUUGAUGGGUUCAGGAAGUAUAGUGAAUGCGUUUUUGCUCUUGUGUGUGAAUAAUGUAUACAGUUUUUUGGGGUAGGGGUUUGGGGCUUGCUGCUACUACUUUAAUUUCAUCAGUCUACCGAUAUAUAUGGGUAGUUUGAUGCCACAAUAUGCCCUCCAUUUUGACCCUCUCUUUACAUGACAUCUAUUUGGUGUAGGACAGGGCAUGUGCUUUAUCUUCAGUUGUGCACAAGUCUACCUUGUGAUGUACAGCUGUCAGAGGUAAUUGUCCUGUGAAGUGGCCAUCAGUAUUGGACAGCCGCUUCAUAACAGUGUGCUACCAGAGUUGUCCAGCACUGUUAAGGCUGGGCACAUUACCAAAUUAUCAUGGCACUCCUCAAACUUGUGUGGGCACCUUUCUGUAAAGACAAGGACUUAAUUCACAUAAAAUGUGCAAUAGACUAUACACACAUAGAAGGAAAAGGGAGGUGGUGAUUUAAAUUUGGUUGCUUGUAACACUGAAGAUCAAUGUGAAUACAGACAAGUGUGCAUCAAGCGGCAGUAUCAGGGACAGGAAAAACCUAGUUGAAUAAACGGGCAAAAGAUGUGAGAGUAUGAGGGGAAAAUAUGUAUAUUGAAAUGGAAUGGUUGUGAUCUGAGCUAUUGGUACAAGAGCACUGUUCAUCUCCAUGCAGGGGUGAUUUGUAAACAGUGUACAUAUUUAUUUAUAUACGGUAUGUACAUAUGUGUAAGAAACAAAUAUAA
This is a messenger RNA of Liolophura sinensis, 3673 nucleotides long. RefSeq lists its product as uncharacterized. The record is from RefSeq and is a predicted model, not a curated record. Lineage: Eukaryota; Metazoa; Mollusca; Polyplacophora; Chitonida; Chitonidae.